Rhinocladiella mackenziei CBS 650.93 is the source of this 909-nucleotide messenger RNA. RefSeq lists its product as uncharacterized. The coding region runs from base 1 to 909 and encodes 302 amino acids. The record is from RefSeq and is a predicted model, not a curated record. Gene Ontology annotation, cellular component: membrane. The transcript is spliced from 2 exons. Lineage: Eukaryota; Fungi; Ascomycota; Eurotiomycetes; Chaetothyriales; Herpotrichiellaceae.
AUGUCCGAUUCCAACUCCAACGACGACAUCCACCUGUAUUUCUACUCGCCCUCGACCGCAGCCGCCGUCGUCUUCUCCGUCCUCUACCUCCUCCUCACCGUCUGGCACGCCUACAUCAACUUCAUCCACGCGCGCCACCAAGCCAUCAAACACAAAUACACGAUCCCUCUCUUCGUUGCCGCAUUGAUCUCAACGGCAGGCUGGUCCGUCCGCAUUGCCUCGAUCAACAACGACUCCUCGAUCCCGCUCUAUGCCGUCUCCGCCUCGUAUAUCGUGAUCUCGCCCAUCUUCGUCUGCGCUACCCUCUAUCUGUUACUCACGCGCCUCAUCCGCGCAUCCCUUCCCGAAACGAACGGACAGCAGAUCUUCUUCCGCAUCUCUCCGCGCUGGCUAGGUCGGGUGUUCAUUACCAGCGACAUCUUCUCUUUCUUAACACAGUGCUCGGGCUCCGGCAUCGCCAGCUCGGGCAAUUGGGAAGGAGACUUGAAGGACGUCGGCACAAAUGUGUUGCUCGUCGGUCUCGCAUUGCAGCUUGCGACGUUUAGUGUCUUUCUCGUCGUCAUGGCACGGUUUGUUGGGCGGAUCAGGGCAUCCAAGGACGCCGGAUUCAAUCCUUGUGUCAAGAAAGUGAUUCUUGGUGCCUGGAUCGCGAGCCUUUUUGUCCAGAUCCGCUCCAUUUAUCGCGUAAUUGAAUUCGCCCUCGGCAUUGAUGGAUACCCUUUCAACCACGAAUGGUGCCUGUAUGUUCUUGAAGCCGGGCCAAUGUUCGUCGCUCUCGCGGUCCUCGCUUGGUAUCAUCCCGUCAAAUGGAUGCAGCAGAAAUCGAGAGGCGAGUUUGGAAUGGAAGAUGCCGGGAAAGAUGGAAAGAGGGCCAAUGCGCAAUCUGCAGUUGUGAAUAAUGCCGUUUAA